Messenger RNA from Geodia barretti, 227 nucleotides. The record is from the annotation of a GenBank genome assembly. Lineage: Eukaryota; Metazoa; Porifera; Demospongiae; Tetractinellida; Geodiidae.
AGCUGUGGAAAAUGCUAGUGGUAAGCUACUCCCGGCCACGGCUCCUGCUAGCUGCUCUGAUGUGUCUGUGUAGUUGGAUGACACUGACAGUGGAAGGACUGACUAUAACUGUGAAUGAUGGUCAAAUAUCCGUUUCUAAUGACAACAUGACGAGAAUCAGUGUGUAUGACUUUGAGUUUGUGAAUUCAAAUAGUGAUUUCAGUAGAGCUAUGAGGUGUCAGUCUGAA